UCCGCGAUCGCAAGAAGAACUAGUUUCAAUUCAAACGUUGACGACGCCGGUGGCAGCUCCUGCUCGCGAGUUCGUGGUUGGAGUUUGGGAGUGGAAAGGACUUAGAACUUUCGCACACUUUGGUUCUUUUGGAAGUUUUGGUUUCAGUUUCUGUUGAGUGUUGCAUUUUCUGGUAGUGCUGCAUUACGCAUCAGCAUAUCAGUGAAAAAUCGUGAGAACGCUUUUGCAAGAUUGAGAACUUAAGUUGCUUACGCUGCAGAACUGAAGGAAGCGAAGUUUUGGGAAAGUACUUGGACCCCUGAAGGAAGGUUUAGCUAUCGAUAGAUCUUUGAGGCGAUGAAGAGUGAUUCUGAUUUCAUUCAUUGAGUUCAUUCACAAGGACGAUCUUUCGAGUUAUUCACGACGGUGUACGGUGACCACAAAGCUUGGUGGAUUGGGAUCGUGGAAUUGCUUACUCGGAAGAAGUCUUGGCUUGCAGUUGGUUGGGGCUUCUGGUGUAGAACUCGCGGUGGAAUUGCUGCAGUUGCAAAGUUUCAAAUUCAGACCUGAAUCGUGCCUGGGUGAGUCGAGGUGAGGAAAAUUCCAACAAACGGUGCUUUCCGGUGCGGUGUACCACGAUCGUUUUCAGGUUGGGUAAACUGCACCUUUUCGAGGAAGAUCCGAAUGAUAUCAGAUUCGGUGUGAAACGCGUCUACCAUACAAGAACACUGUGUGUUAGAUGGGGCUGCCGUAUACGAGUUUGCCGGUAUAAUAGAAGAUCAAGUAUAUGAUCGAAGCCGUGUUGAAUAUUCAUAAGAAUUGAUUUUCGGGAUCCAACCAGUUUUUUUACACGCUCUUGCACUCUCUUUCUCUCAGUUUGUUCGGUGAAUAGUGGCGUUUGGUUCCGCGUUCUGUUCGAUUGACCGUGACCGUGAUUGUUGGUUUAUUCGCGAGGCGAAGAAUUUCUUAACUUCAUCACAGUAUCUCAAUAAGAAGAAGAAGGAGAAUCGCUAAGAAUCUGAGAGCGAACAGUGAACCGAAGUGACAUUUCUACCGUCGAAAGGAAUUCGCACUGUAAUUCACGCGCGGUGAAAAUUCAAAAGAAAAUCCCGCGCGCGCCUCUUUUUGGUGGCGGAACGUCUAGAAGAAAAAUCACCAACUGAAGAGUGAAGUGUCUGUCGUGCCGGCUGCCGACUUCUGUGCCGCAAAAAAAGGGGUGAGAGCAAUAAAAAGGAAAAUAUUUGUAAGCUGCUGAAAGAGCAGGGAAAGUUGCUUAGUUUAAUGUUGGCGGUUUUAAUGCGAAAAAGUAAAUCACACUAGGCGGGCCCUGUGAGCAAUAGAAUAGUGUGGGCGAAAAACGGAAAAUCCUAUCCUGGUGGGAGAAAGUGAGAGACUCCCAUUACAAAUAAGAACACGCCGGAAAAUUGGACUAGCAUCAUCACAAUCGUGCGAACAUCCCGGCAGACGUUGUAGUGUAGGCGGGUCGGUCGGUUCGCGUUUCGGUUUUUCAGUUCGCAACAGCCGCUUGAUGCACGCUGACACGUGAAACCCGUAUCGUGGGGUCGUGAAAUUCCGCGGGGUUCGCGGGUCCUCACAUCAUCCCCCGUUCUACUAGAUUCGAGUUUGCGAACCCUGGCAGGGACGACCAUUGCCAGGGGGGUGAAGGUGCUGCUGCUGGUGAGGAACAGGAAGACGACCUCUCGCGACGGUGCACCACGACGACCAUGACGACGCUGUGGUCCUCGCCCAAGUGUAGGGCCUUCACCGUGGUCGGUUUCUUGGUGGUGCUGCUAGUGACGAUCAUAGUGACUUUUAUGCGCCAUGGAAAUAGCAAUCCACAGCCUCAGCCGGCGCCUCCAGCGGGAAUCGGUGCCACAGUGGUCGCGAGUGAUAGGGGGAUCAGUACUACGGGGAGGACAACAAGCGGGAUUAGGAAGCAACCCGGGGGUAGUGAUGCGGUGCCGGGUUUAGUGCCGGAGGGUCCACCGGGUGGUGGAUAUGGAGCGGAUAAUGGCAGCAAAAAAACAGAUGAUUCGCCCAUUCUGCGAAGGCCGCUGGACGGCAGCAGUUGGACGUCUUUGAGUUCCGCCGGUAAUAAUGGAACGUCGGCGACCACGGAAUUCGACGAAGGGAUCCCUCGGUUACACGAUCCAGCGACGUCCGAAGUGGAGUACAUUAAGCCCACCAAAAUACACACGAAGCUGCACGAUAAAGACCUGCUGUACGAUUCGAAGACAAUGAGCUCUGAAACCCCCGGAGAACACUACGCACUUAAAUUCCACCCAACAGGCCUGUACCGCAAUAGGUCCUCACCAGUUUGGGAUCCUCACCCAGAAUACGAAAUCAACGCAUUUGGUCUGAAAAUGCAUAUAAAGCUGUGGCAGAAUGGCGAGUUCAUGCCAGAAGAUCCAAAAAAUAUCAAGGUGACGCACAUCUUCUCCGCCAACGAAACCCUGCAGAGGCCCGAGGACCACCUGGAUCACGAUCAGCUGAAGCGGUGCUACUACAAGGGUCGUGUGGUUGGCGACGACAAAUCCGAGGUUACCGUUUCGCUGUGCGAGGGGAUGACAGGACACAUUCGCACCUCACGGGGAUCGUUCCUCAUAGAACCGAGGGAAAAGUACAGGAACGAGAGCACCAACAUUUUGCACGCACUCUCCCGGGAACGGAGCGUGCAGGAGAAUGCCGUCGAUGGUUUAAAGCGGAGCGACUCGGCGGCACAGGACGACGGCAGUAACUGUGCCGUCGAUACCGAACAAGAAGAGCACGACAAGCACCUGGAAAGCAUUGAACUGCCAGACGGAAGCCCGAUCGGUAACGGAGAACAUCACGGCCGGAGGAGCCGAAGAAGCACGGCACACAUUGCGAACAACGAGUACACCAUCGAGGUGCUGGUGGCGGUGGACAAGAAGAUGCAGGAAUACCACAAGGAUACGCUCAAGUCGUACGUGCUGACGCUGAUGUCGAUCGUUUCCAGCAUUUACGCCGAUGCCAGCAUUGGAAAUUCAAUUAAGAUAGCAGUGGUGCAUAUCUUGUACCUCCACCAGGACUUGGCCGCACACAGCACGCUGGAUCUGAACGGCAGCAAAGGCGUAUCGGCAUCGGAAAUGUUGCAAGCGUUCUGUCGCAUCAAGCAGGCAUCGAACUUCCACCACGACACGGCCUUCCUGCUGACCAGGGAGCAAAUCUGCCGGCACCAGAUGAAGUGCGACACGCUGGGGCUGGCCGAGCUGGGAACCAUGUGCAAGCGGUCCUCGUGUGCGAUCGUGCAGGACAACGGACUGUCGGCGGCGUUCACGAUCGCACACGAACUCGGACAUGUAUUGAGUAUGCCCCAUGACGACGACGUUCGGUGCGCACCCUACCGAGGGGAAGGCAGCGCCAAGCAAAACAUCAUGUCCCGAAUGUUGGACCAGAACACGCAUCCCUGGUCCUGGUCCAACUGCUCCCGUCACUAUGUCACCGAGUACCUAGAACAGAACCAUGGCAGCUGCAUGUUGGACAAACCGAAAACGGACCUCAUCGAACCGUCUUCCUCGCAGACGAAACUGGCCGGCGAGAAGUUCACCAACCACCAGCAGUGCGAGCUGGUUUUCGGAAACGGCUCUCGCAUUUGCUCCUACAUGCCCGUUUGCGAGCGACUUUGGUGCAACAACGGCGACGAACUGCUCGGCUGUCGAACGCAACACAUGCCAUGGGCUGACGGCACUAGUUGCGGCGAUAAUCAGUGGUGCCAGAAGGGCAAAUGUGUGUACGUAAACCGGAAGGCACUGCAACCGCAGGACGGCGCCUGGGGUCAGUGGAGUCCGUUCAGCGAGUGCAGUCGCAGUUGCGGCGGAGGUGUACAGAUAUCGACGCGUACUUGCGAUUCGCCUCCACCGGCGAAUGGCGGCAAGUACUGCACCGGGAUGCGAAUGCAGUACAGGUCGUGCAAUACGCAGGAUUGUCCCGAGGGUACGCUGGACUUCCGGGAAGAACAGUGUCACGAGCUGGAUGGUAACAAUUUUGAGAUUCCCGGGCUUGAGAAACACGUCAAGUGGAUUCCCAAAUAUGGCGUCAAAGCAGAAGAUCAGUGCAAGCUGUAUUGUCGGGUGAAGAACUCGAACAGCUACUUCCUGUUGCGGGACAAAGUGAAGGACGGAACGCCUUGUAAGCAUCCGCUUGAAUCGUACGACAUGUGCAUCAAUGGGCUUUGCAGGCGAGCCGGUUGCGACUACGUGUUCGACUCCAAUGCUACAAUGGACAAGUGCGGCGUAUGUCGAGGCAACAACGAUACAUGCAGCGAAGUUGUAGGGAAAUUCUCGUUUUCAAAAAUGAACUAUUCCAAUAAGAAACCGCAGAAAAUUGUACGGAUACCACGUGGUGCUACCAACAUUAUUAUUAUUCAACGCGGGUAUACAGAUGACGGAAACUAUCUAGCAUUACGAGACGAAAACUACGAAUACAUUUUUAAUCCGCCGAAAACAACGGUUGUGUCCGGUUUCAAGAAACGGAUCUUUGCCGGCGUCAUGCUAGAAUAUAAUGGCCCAGACGAAGAGGUGGAAACAAUCCGAUCUGACUAUGGACGUCCUCUGAAGCAGGACCUGAUAGUCGAGCUGGUAUACUUUUCGAAAAUGCGCCCCGUCAGCGAGAACAUUGUGGAGUACAGUUACACCAUUCCGAUCGAUGUUCCCUCGGUAACGGUAUCGAAAACGCCUAUAUACGUACAGCAAAACCCUAGUCAGAACACGAUCCCGAAUUACCAGUGGAAAAUGUCCGAAUGGAGCGAAUGUGAUCAGGGUUGCUCCGGUAAGCGACAUCGAACGGCUGGGUGUUUUGAUAUUGAAACUGGUAAAGAAAGGCCGAUGCCCUUGUGCCGAAACAGUGUUAAACCCAGAGAUGACUACGAGCCUUGUAACGUGGAGUGCAAAUUUGAAUGGGAGCCUACUAGCUCCGAGUGUUCCAAUUCAUGUGGAGAAGGAAUCAAAAAUUUCCAGUACCAGUGCGUUCAACGAUACAUGGCAACUAUGCAGACCAACCCCGUAGAUCCAACGUAUUGUUCCAACAUUCGAAAGCCAAUCAGCAUUGAGAAGUGUGACGGACCAUGUCCAAAUGCUACACUAUCGUACAGCACUUGGGAGCCGUGUUCGCGAACGUGCGGUGGUGGAUAUCAGAAUCGUACCGUCAGCUGUCUCUCGUCUCCGGGUGGUUUCCGGAUAAGGGACGAGUUCUGCGCUAAACAGCCACGAGAGGAAACCGUCCGGCGCUGCAAUACGGGAAGCUGCCCCGAGUGGGCCCCAGGAGAACCGACACCGAAUCAGGUGAAACUGCUGCAGGAGUCUGCAACCUAUCUGUUCUCGGGCGAGGAAACGAAGCGUCAGCACGAGCACAACUACUAUCCGCACAGCUACAGCAACGGAUCGUCCGAUUCGUACAAGUGGUGCACCGGAACCUGGAGCAUAUGCAACGUCAAGUGCAACGGAGGCUACAAGCGACGAAAGGUGUAUUGCUGCUACAAGAACAACGAACUGGCAGAGGUCGACGAUCGGUACUGCAUGGCCGAGAAGAAACCCUCGAAUCAGACCAACUGCGGCAACUUCCGGUGCCCGCAGUGGAACUUUGGCCAAUGGGGCGAGUGCAAUGACGAUUGCAAACGCUAUCGUCAGGUGCUAUGUCAAGAUCACCGCGGCAAGGAGAGUAACGAAUGCCCAUGGAACCAGAAACCGCCCGAAAAGGAGUCGUGUUGCCAUUUCAAAUGGAGGAUUACUAACUGGAAGCCUUGUAAUGUGACGUGCGGUGGUGGCGACGGCUACCGAGUCGGCGAGCGUGUCUGUAUGCGUCUGUUCCCGAAGUCUGUCGAAAACCCGCAUCCGGUGAAAACCGGCCGUAAGGUCGACGCCAAACUCUGUGCCCACGAAAAGAUUCCACCGGCUAAGAAGCUGGUUCGCAAAUGUAAACCUUGUCAGUUCCGGUGGGAAGUAUCCCCGUGGUCAAAGUGUUCGGUUGGCUGCGGAGCUGGCCUGGCAACGCGCAAUGUUACCUGUAGUAAUGGUCGCAACACUGCGAACGUUUGCGAUCUCAAGCACAAACCUAGCAACGUGAAGCCAUGUGAAACGCACAGCUUCUGCCGCUGGAACACCGGACGAUGGAACAAAUGCAAAUGCGACGGCUUCCAACGAAGGAGCGUCAAAUGUUACGACGAACUGACGAAAACGGAAUCGAUUCGCUGUCUGGAGCCGAGGCCUGGCCAAAAACGAAAGUGCAGCCCGGCGCCGGACUGCCAACCGAGGUACAGUAAGUUGGUAAGCUACACCUGUCACGACAUUCAAAGAACCCGACGAACGCGACACGACGGUGAGUACAUGUUGACCGUCAAAGGGCAGCCGGUAAGCAUCUACUGCCAUAACAUGUCGUCCAACGCACCGACCGAGUAUCUAACGUUGCAGUCUGGGCUGCUCGAAAACUAUGCCAUCUACAACAACAAACGAGCGGAGAUCGCCGGCGUUUGCUCGCCAUCCAGUGCCGAUAGAGUUGACGAAAGCAUAGACUACGGAGCGACGCACUACCGCAAGAUUCGACUCAACAUCCACACGCUGCAGGUGCUUGUGGACGACCACCGGUUUACGGAUCGGUCCGGCAAGCCUCAGGCAUUCGGAUCGGCCGGCGAUUGCUACAGCAAUACCGGCCGCUGUCCGCAGGGAGACUUCUCGAUCAAUCUGGAAAAUACUCCCUUCCGGAUACGACCCCGCACUCAGUGGGAAACCAAGGGGGUCAACGCGGUGCUGAAUUUCCUGAUACGGUUGGAAGCACCGUACAAGAAAGUGCGAGCACGUUGCGGCGGUUACUGCGGCAUCUGUUCAGUGUCCCGAAGCACAGGGCUGUUCCUAGAGCUGGUGUGAAAUAUGGCUGGCCACUUUCCUACUCUCACGUAACGUUAGAGCUUGAUUGGUUCGCACCCGAGCGAAUGAAAUUCACAUUGCAAAAUACGGGAUUCGAUACCGCAGAUCUCGAGGCACGGGAUCGUUUGAAUCUGAACGGAUAUUGCGCAUUUCACAAGAGGAGCUCUGGAAUGGGCUGUGUACAAGAAAACUCCAUGAAAAACUCAAUAGGAGAAAUUUCACGACCGUAUCUCUGGGCAACGUCCUUUUGAUGCGUUGUUAGAGACCACCUGCAUGCGCUUUAAUGAAUCUCUAUUUACAAAAUUAGCCUAUUUUUACACACAAAAGCACGCAGCAAACUGCACUAUCGAAAUUCAUACAUUUUGCCUUAUGGAAGGUGGAACAAUUAUUGCAAUACGAACGUUU
Molecule: messenger RNA, 7262 nt
Organism: Aedes aegypti (yellow fever mosquito)
Lineage: Eukaryota; Metazoa; Arthropoda; Insecta; Diptera; Culicidae
Gene: AdamTS-A
Product: A disintegrin and metalloproteinase with thrombospondin motifs 9
Exons: 22
Coding region: 1704-6857 (1717 amino acids)
Biological process (GO): extracellular matrix organization; proteolysis
Cellular component (GO): extracellular matrix
Molecular function (GO): zinc ion binding; metalloendopeptidase activity
Source: RefSeq, a predicted model, not a curated record